AUCCGUAGUAGCACGGCUGAAUACAUAAGGGUCGAGCAUCGCCGCCGUCUACACAAAUCGAGCUCCAUUACAAAAGAAGGAUAAAACAAAAAUUCAAGAUGCCUGGCUCCAAGACUAGCCAGCCCUGGUGGCCUUCAACCCCAGGACACCGUGGAGUAAUUCACUAUCUUUGUGUGUAUCUCGGCGUCUUGUACACUCUUUUCCCCACCGCCUACGCCAAUUCUUUCCCAUGGCGACUGCUCUCACGUGCUGGUGUGUCCACUAGUGGCGGUACCAGUACUGCGAUGAGUGCCACCACCCCUACGACUACACAGACGAUAGCAUACUCCUCUGCCGUCGUAGUCGAAUCCCGCGUGUCCGCUCAGCUAUCUCAGUUAGCAAGCGUGCCUCCUAUUCCUCUGCCCACAACUAUCCAGGACUACGAAACCUGGACACAGGUUGCCAGUCUGAUGCCCCCCAUGCAGACCAACGAUGGGAAAGGGGAGCAAGACAUUCUAGACAUGAUGACUGCGAUGAGAAACUCGAUCAAGACAGAACCAGACUCGAACGUGGCAGACAGGGUUCAGGGACUUGUCGGAAGAGACGAAGGCACCCUGCGAGUAAUGAUCGUAGGGGACUCCAUGACCCAGGGGAAAGAAGGGGACUACACGUGGAGGUAUCGGAUCUGGGAGUGGUUCCGGGCGCAAGACAUUGCCGUCACCUUUGUGGGGCCCUACACAGGGACCGUGCAGCCGGAUCCUGCCGAACCGCCCACUCCGCCGCCGCUCUACGGGGAAGAGACCGCCUCCGACCAGCCCAAGACCAGCGGCGGGUACGCGGCGGACGUGGCGGCCGACUUCGAUCGCCAUCAUUUCGCCGUCUGGGGCCGUGCGGCGGCUGUCGACAAGGGCUUGAUUCGCGAUGUCCUCGGUGCCCAUCCAGCUGACUUGAUGCUGUUGAUGCUGGGGUUCAAUGACAUGGGUUGGUUCUAUAGUGAUGCCCCUGGCACCCUGGACAGCAUCCAAACCCUGAUCAGCAAUGCCCGCGCCGUCAAUCCGAAUCUUAAGUUUGCCGUCGCCAAUGUCCCGCAGCGCAGCUUUAUUGGGGGCCGCGAGGAUCUGCCCAUCAGUACCAAUAUCUACAAUGCGCUACUGCGAGAUGCGAUCCCGGAAUGGAGUACGACGGAUUCCCCCAUUCACCUGGUGGAGCUGCAAGAGAACUACGAGUGUGAGCCGAGUGCGUGCCCCGUGGGCUAUGAUGGGCUUCAUCCAGAUGCCGCGGGCGAGUAUCAGAUAGCUCGCGCUUUCAGUCUCACUUUGGUGAAUGAUUUCAAGAUUGGAAGCUCGCCAUUAUCUAUUCCGGAUAGCAUCCCCGCAAGACCUCUCCCCGUGCCGUCCAACUUCCAGGUGUUCAGCAGUGCUACGGGAGUCACGGCAACAUGGGACGCUGUAUACGGAGCAUAUAGCUACGAUGUCUCGUCGCGAAUUCAAGGCGGCAUCACCGACUUCUCGGCAGGAAGUGUUAGUGCAGCUCGUUGGGAUUCAACUUGGCCAGAAGACGGCUGGGUCUACGAAGUCAAGGUCCGCGCCAGUGCGGGUGACAACAUUAAGGGCGACUGGACUUCGGUCCUGUCCGCGACGGCACACCCGCAGACAGCGGCCGCUCCUCGUAACGUGGUGGUCAAACCCACCAGCAGCGGGUUCGACAUCUCCUGGGAUCCUCCAACAGGAGCUUACACAGACUCGAUCAUCGAAUACAAUGUGCUCUACUGGGACAAGUCAGAGGACUGUUCUUACAUCACUGGGGGCGCUUUCACGGGCACCUCCGGGCACAUCGACAACCUCACGCCAGGCCAUUACUACUUUUUGGCUAUUGAGACUUGGAAUGCAGCAGGCGAAGGUUUCCCCGAAGUGGUCACGGGCGUAGUUCCUGGUGCUGGCACGCCUUCCACGCCCACUGAUCUUACGAUCGUGGCGAAUGACCCGACCACCGUCCAUAUGACCUGGAGCAAGUCGGCCGACGCGGCAGGAUACCGUUUGUGGUCGCGGAAUGUCAACGACCCUGGCAGCGUGUUAACGGCACAGAAUGCGACAGUGGAGACCACCUGUAGUGAUCAGUAUUUCUUGUUCCCGGGCACUUGGAACUAUGAAUGGUGUGUUAGUGCUUUCAACGGGUAUUUGGAAUCCCCCACUGGAACAUGUGUCGUGGCACCUUCUCCCACUGCCAGUGGAGGUGCCGGUCAGUACUGCCCAUCCCCGCCCGCGUGGUGUCCUAACGGCGGAAGCGCCGGCGGCGGCGGGAGUGGCACUGGCAGCAGCACGACAAGUUCAUCCACGUCUGUCCCUACCGGAGACCAGACGUGGCCAGUCGUCACAAAUGGUCAUUGUGAGGGACCUGAUUGCAAGAAUGGGCAAUGCACAGGACUCAUGUGUGCCUCAUUCGGCUGCAGUGGGACGGGCUGUCUCAACGGCAUGUGCACAGGCCCAACGGAUUGUACCGUCCGCGGGUGCAUCGGUCCAGGAUGUAAAGACGGAGUCUGCGUCGCCACAGGCUGCGUGACAUCCGGCUGUGUGGGCCCUGACUGUGGCAGUAAUGGCAAGUGUAACGGAGACAACUGCAUUGCCUUGGGCUGUUCUGGACCUGACUGUGGUAGUGACGGCGUUUGUAACGGUCCGAACUGCUGGGAGGGAACUUGCGGUGGUGCCGACUGUGCAUCAGGUCUCUGCGCAGGCAACACUUGUACUAGCUAUGACGGUUGCACGGGCAGUGAUUGCUCUACUGCUGGAGGGAGCAAUUGCUCAGGCGAUAGCUGCAGUAGUUGUGCGGGUCAAGAUUGCAACAAUGGCAAGUGCACAGGCAACGACUGUAAUGGAUGCACAGGGAAGGAUUGCCAUUCUGGACGGUGUGUCGGAGACAAUUGUCGAAGCUGCACUGGAAGAGACUGUGAUACAAGUUCUGGUCAAUGCACCGGUUCGCAGUGUAGUGCCUGCGUGGGGACAGACUGCGCCUGCUCCAACGGACACUGUGGCUGCAAAGGCGCACACUGCACGGCAUGUCUCGGACUUGGAUGCGGCUGCUCCGGUCUUUCAGCUCUAUUCUGUACCUGCUCCUCAGCCGGAUGCAGUGGUUGUACUGGCCUUACAUGCGGUUGUUUCGGGGAAAGCUGUGGCUGUACGGAUCCUGGCGGCUGCAGCAGCUGCAGUGGCAAUGGCUGCGAGUGCUUCGACCCUGAAGGCAUUUGUGUCGGAGGUACAGAUACGAGUCCAUCCACUACUCCAAGCCCUACCAGCUGUACAACAAGCACAACCAUCACCGACUGUGCAGUGGGAUGCUCCGUCACGAACUACGGUGACACAUCACGCGCGACAACAUGCUUCACUACGCAAUGUUCGACUGUUCUAGGAUGCGAGGCCCAGGGCACAACAACCACUACGGAAACGACGACAAAUCUAUGUCCAUUGUCUAUGUAUGUAGGCACAGUGGGGACUUGGGAUCCUAACGGACCAAUUCCAACUCUUGGUACGGAUAACAAAUACACUGCCAGCAGUGAGGCAUCAACAACAGAGCCUCCAACAACAACUACUAGUACUACCAGCACAACUAGCACAACCUCCUCCUCUUCCAGCACCACUUCUGAACCCUCCCAUACAACAUCACUACCCCUACCCACCAGCGGCGAGUCGGAUACGCGAAAGUAUUACUGCUUCAAAGAUCAUCACGACAGCUCAUACGCCACGUUCGACGCAGAAGAACUUAAAUCCGUAGCAACCUCCCUAUGCGACUCGGGCAACUCCCUCGCCCCCGACGGCCCGCCAUACACCACCGUCUACUCCGACCCCUACGGAACCAAUGUAGUAGCGUCUAUCCAAUGGGCAGACGAUCAAUCAGGCUGCAAAGACGAGAAGACAUUCAAAUUUUCUGGUGAUUCAUGCGUGGAAACCUUCCAAAAGAUCAGCUCAGGAUGCGGAGACGACCACGCAGACAUGUACGGCGGUGGAAUGGUCAUUCGAACCAACAAGGGCGGAUGUGUGCAGUGGUUGCUGUACGGCCACAGUGUCAAGGCCGAAUGCAGCUGCAAUGAGGAUGGCUGCACGGAUGACAGUCCCGCUUGUUGUGCCAAUGGCACCUGUGAUACGGAUCAGAAGGCGACGGUCGCGAGGGUAAGGUUGAUCAGGCCCGAGGAGGUGGAUACUCGCUACAGUGCGCAGUUGAAUGCGAAGCUGCAUGCAAGUGCGAAUCUUACCUCCACUGUACUCGCAUCUGGUGGGAUUGGGACUCCUGUGGCAGAGAUUUGAGGGGUGUUUACUGGUUGAUCAUAUUGGGCGGAAAUUUGGAAUGUGUAUGCUAUAGUGUAUAUGACUAGCUAUAAUAGGGUCGUAAAAGUGUAUAUCACUACUUACCUACUGGG
Molecule: messenger RNA, 4387 nt
Organism: Aspergillus piperis CBS 112811
Lineage: Eukaryota; Fungi; Ascomycota; Eurotiomycetes; Eurotiales; Aspergillaceae
Exons: 3
Coding region: 99-4274 (1391 amino acids)
Molecular function (GO): hydrolase activity, acting on ester bonds; protein binding
Source: RefSeq, a predicted model, not a curated record